UAGGGUAACUUCUGAAAAAGAAAAUAAAACAUUCUUCUUUGUACAAACGAAUAGUUAAAUUCCUUUGCCAAACACACACAGGAGGGGUUUACUGCUACAACCUUAAAUGGUCUGGUUUGACCUGUGCAGCAUAUAGGGGUUAAUUUUAACAAUCUUAAGAGUGUUAGGAUAGGCUAUAUAUAAUAGCUUAUUGGACUAUUAUUUUUACCUCGCUGACAAAUUGAUAUGUAAGCAGCAUUUUAAUGUUCGAGAUAGAGACACAUUUAAGUACGUAAUACACCUUUGGGCAAUUUAUCUAUAAGAAUGUGUGCUAUUUCAUACAAAUAGAGAGAUAUUUCCUACUCUUUAUUCAGGCGAUGAAUUGGCGUUUGUUUUGAAGUCCGCACCAAUUUCCGGUAUUGUUUCACCUUACAGUGUGUAAUUUGGCGCAACUGGACCUGCAGCCCUGCAAGGAGUCUCCCUCCCUGCCAUCCCUCCCUCUCUGUCUCUGGGUCUCUCCCCAAUUCAAAGCCUGCACCUCUCGCCCAGGUGUGACAUUUUUGUACUGCCUUAUUGGAAUCGCAACCCCAGGAGAAGAUGACGGACUCCACACCGCCAGACUCCACCGCCGUCCCGGACCCGGCCGUAGUAGGGGAACACACGGCUGCGAACGGGCAGUGCGAGCAGGCAGACUCCCAGCAGCAGCAGCAGCAGCAGCCCAACACAGAAAGUCAGGGAGAGGGUUUCAAGAUGGACCAAGAGAUGAAGAUAACAGAGAGCAUAGAGGACCGAGGUCUUCUGGAAAGCAGUAUGCGUCUGAAGCCGCAUGAAGCACAGAGUUACCGCAAGAAAGCUCUAUGGGUGUCCUGGGUGUCCAUAGCGGUGACCAUAGUCCUGGCCAUCACCGCUUUCACUGUUUCCAUCAUGCGCCACAGUGCUUCAGCUUUUGGAUUUGCUUUCGAUGCCAUGCUGGAUGUGUUGUCCUCUGUAAUUGUAUUGUGGCGGUACAGCAACGCAGCAGCUGUCCACUCAGCGCACCGCGAAUACAUAGCCUGUGUUAUCCUAGGUGUGAUUUUCAUACUGUCCUCCUUGUGCAUUAUGGGUAAGGCCAUCCACGACCUGGCCACCAAGCUGCUGCCUGAAGUGGAUGCAUUCCUGUUCAGUGUAUCCAUCGUCAGUGGCUUGGUGUGCAUCUUCCUGGCUGUGAUCAAGUUUAUGCUUGGCAAAGUGCUCACAAGCAAAGUCCUCAUCACUGAUGGAUUCAACUCACUAGUGGGGGGAAUUAUGGGGUUCUCCAUCCUCAUCAGUGCUGAAGUGUUCAAGCAUGAACCCAAGGUGUGGUACCUGGAUGGGACAAUAGGCAUCCUGAUAGGUCUUAUCAUCCUCGCCUAUGGAGUCAAGCUGCUGCUGGACAUGGUCCCACGGGUCCGACAAACCAGGAACUACGAGCGUUUUGAGUGACGGACCACAGAGUAAAAGAAAGAGGGCGAAGAGGAAGGUUUGGGAGCGGGUUGGCUGACUGAUUGACAGGAGAAGGAUGGGGAUUACUGUCCCUACAGUCUCUCCACAGACAAUCACAUUCAGUGCCAGUGGAGACGUCUGUGUCUAUAUAGUCCUUCCAUUCAAAGAUUUGAACUGAGCAUCCAGGCUGAUAUUGAGUGAGGGCGAAUCAAAUUCUUGGCCCCUUUUAAGUGUUUUACAAUUUGGUGUACAUAUAAUACCUUUAUCUGUCUUUUAACAGUGUAUGGGGCAGUCUGUUCUUUCAUGCCUCCACAUUUAAACAAGAUUGAGGAAGUUAACUGUGAAAGGGAGUUAAACCUGCUUAAAAAUAAAGGUUGACUCAGUGACAGAAGAGACAGCAAUGACCAAAUAGUACAGAGACAUGCUUGUACUGCAGCGUACAGGAGACUUAUGGAACCUGAGAGACAGAUUUUUGCACAGCAAGUUGAUGUACAAUACCUCAGUUACACCUCAUUGCCCUGUCAAAACACAGCAGUUUAUUUUUCCCAUGGUUCCUAGAGGCCUUUACUCAGCUGUGCUAUAAAAGGUUGCAGUGUGGCAGAUCAAACUGAUUGAUGUAGCUGAUGUAGCAGUGGAGUAUUAAUGGUGUUUUACCUUCAUAUGACUUGAGAGGAUAUAUCAAUACAAGGCCCAUUUGCCAUAGGGAGCAGGUAUAUAAGCAAACACACAAACACACACACACAGCCAUGUGUUACUAUCUUUGUGGGUACCCUUACCCAAACCUUAACCAUCACAACUACAUGCCAAACCUUAACCCUUGCCCUAACUUUAAUCUAAUUCUAACCUGAACCCUCAAAUCAAGUCAUAACUGUCAAACAGACCUUUAAACUUGUGGGGUGCAGCAUUUUGGUUCCCACAAAGCUGUCAGACUCCACAAGUAUAGUGGAAUCCUGGUUUUUGGACCCCACAAAUAAAUUAAAACAAGCCUGCACACAUUUUUGUUCUUCUAUGCCCAUGGGGACAUCUCAUUGAAAUAAUGCAUUCCCUACCCUCUUACCCUAACCUUAACCAUCAUAACUACAUGCCUAACCCUAGCAUUGACCUAAUUUCAACCUGAUCCCUAAAACCAAGUCUUAACCCUCACAAAGUGACACUAGUGACGAAACCCCAUCACUGCAUUCAAGUUAUAGUCCCCAUCGGGAUAAAAACACACACACACACACACACACACACACACGUGAUUUGCUUAUUUAUCUAGACUGUUGUGGCUGGAGCCGGGAAGCCUAGAGUGGACACUGUUUCAGCAACCUCAUGCCAACGCCAGCUUACAGUUCUGGAGGAUAAAAAUCAGCAGUUUUGGCAUUGAGUGACAUAAGAGAGUCCAGACUUGUCUCAGCCUCCAAUUCACUGACAAUGUGACAGAAGGAAAAUGGCAGAAACCAGCUCAGUUUACUUCAGGUUGCCACUUUUGUUUUUAUUGUUGUUGAAGCUAAAAUGACAAACCCAAGAAUAUAAAUUGUACAUUCACAACUUGCGCCAUCUGCUGACCAGAAGAGGUACCUGCCACACAAUUGUGAAUAUACACUCACCUAAAGGAUUAUUAGGAACACCAUACUAAUACUGUGUUUGACCCCCUUUCGCCUUCAGAACUGCCUUAAUUCUACGUGGCAUUGAUUCAACAAGGUGCUGAAAGCAUG
This is a messenger RNA of Micropterus salmoides (largemouth bass), 3137 nucleotides long. RefSeq names its product transmembrane protein 163-like. Gene Ontology annotation, cellular component: synaptic vesicle membrane. Gene Ontology annotation, molecular function: zinc ion binding. The record is from RefSeq and is a predicted model, not a curated record. NCBI's taxonomy places the organism in Eukaryota, Metazoa, Chordata, Actinopteri, Centrarchiformes, Centrarchidae. The transcript is spliced from 8 exons. The coding region runs from base 577 to 1440 and encodes 287 amino acids.